AUGCUCUGCUUUUCAGAUAACACCAUCCAGUCGAUUUUCUGCUGCUGCUGUUGCUGUUCAGUGCAGAAGCGACAAGUGAGAACGCAAAUAAGCCUGAACAGAGAUGAAGAGCUUUCAGAAAAACAGAGGUCACGAUUCUGCGAGCUGCCCGGCAAGAAGCAUUCCAACCGAGUCUGUCUGCAGCCAUCGAAGCGAAAGCCACUGCCUCCUCUUCCCGUCUCUGAGGAUGCUGAUGAGAUGAUCCAAGUCAAGGCACUUUAUGACUUUCUGCCCAGAGAACCUUGCAAUUUGGCGUUAAAGAGAGCAGAAGAAUACUUGAUACUGGAGAAAUAUACUCCUCACUGGUGGAAGGCAAGAGACCGCUUGGGGAAUGAAGGCUUAGUACCAAGCAACUACGUGACUGAAAACAAGCUAACCAAUUUAGAAAUAUAUGAGUGGUACCAUAAAAACAUUACCAGGAACCAGGCAGAAUGGCUAUUAAGACAAGAGGCUAAAGAAGGUGCAUUUAUUGUCAGAGAUUCAAGACACCUGGGAUCUUACACAAUUUCUCUCUUUGUACGAGGUAGAAGACAUUCUGAGGCUGCCAUCAAACAUUAUCAAAUUAAGAAGAAUGACUCAGGACAGUGCUAUGUGGCUGAAAGACAUCUCUUCCAAUCAAUCCCUGAGCUGAUCAAGUAUCACCAGCACAAUGCCGCUGGUCUCAUGACACGUCUCCGCUAUCCAGUUGGGCUGAUGGGGAGCUGUCUGCCAGCCACAGCUGGUUUUAGCUAUGAGAAAUGGGAGAUUGAUCCCUCUGAGCUGGCUGUUAUAAAGGAGAUCGGAAGUGGUCAGUUUGGGGUAGUCCAUUUAGGUAAAUGGCGAGCACACAUCAAGGUAGCGAUCAAGGCCAUCAACGAAGGCUCCAUGUCUGAAGAGGAUUUCAUUGAAGAGGCUAAAGUGAUGAUGAGGUUAUCUCAUUCAAGACUUGUUCAGCUGUAUGGAGUCUGUAUACAGCGGAGGCCCCUUUAUAUUGUGACAGAGUUCAUGGAAAAUGGCUGCCUCCUGAAUUACCUCAGGGAAAGGAAAGGCAACCUCAGAAAGGAAGUGCUGCUGAGCAUGUGUCAGGACGUAUGUGAAGGAAUGGCGUAUCUGGAGGAAAACUGCUUCAUCCAUCGAGAUUUAGCGGCAAGAAAUUGUUUGGUCAGUUCCACACGCAUUGUAAAAAUUUCAGACUUUGGAAUGACAAGGUAUGUUUUGGAUGAUGAGUAUAUCAGUUCUUCUGGGGCCAAAUUCCCAGUCAAGUGGUCCCCUCCUGAAGUUUUUCAUUUCAACAAGUACAGCAGCAAAUCUGAUGUCUGGUCCUUUGGCGUUCUCAUGUGGGAAGUUUUUACAGAAGGCAAAAUGCCUUUUGAAGACAAGUCAAAUUUACAAGUUGUGGAAGCCAUUUCUAAAGGCUUCAGGCUAUACCGUCCUCAUCUGGCACCAAUGUCCAUAUAUGAAAUCAUGUACAGCUGCUGGCAUGCGAAACCCCAAAGCCGCCCUACAUUCGCUGAGCUGUUGCAGAUUCUUGCAGAGAUUGCAGAGAUCUGGUGA
Molecule: messenger RNA, 1572 nt
Organism: Elephantulus edwardii (Cape elephant shrew)
Lineage: Eukaryota; Metazoa; Chordata; Mammalia; Macroscelidea; Macroscelididae
Gene: TXK
Product: TXK tyrosine kinase
Exons: 15
Coding region: 1-1572 (523 amino acids)
Biological process (GO): integrin-mediated signaling pathway; tissue regeneration; adaptive immune response
Molecular function (GO): non-membrane spanning protein tyrosine kinase activity; protein binding; ATP binding
Source: RefSeq, a predicted model, not a curated record